Phyllostomus hastatus (greater spear-nosed bat) is the source of this 3179-nucleotide messenger RNA. It is a transcript of the gene EPHA1, whose product is annotated as EPH receptor A1. Gene Ontology annotation, molecular function: ATP binding; transmembrane-ephrin receptor activity; protein binding. NCBI's taxonomy places the organism in Eukaryota, Metazoa, Chordata, Mammalia, Chiroptera, Phyllostomidae. Gene Ontology annotation, biological process: cell surface receptor protein tyrosine kinase signaling pathway; axon guidance; protein phosphorylation. The coding region runs from base 60 to 2981 and encodes 973 amino acids. Gene Ontology annotation, cellular component: neuron projection; plasma membrane. The transcript is spliced from 18 exons. The record is from RefSeq and is a predicted model, not a curated record.
CAGUCCUCGCCACCUGGCUCAGCAGUCUGGGCCACUGUCCCAGGUCCCGGCUCCGCGCCAUGGAGCGGCGCUGGCUCCUGGGGCUUGGGCUGCUGCUGCUGCUCUGCGCCCCGCUGCCCCCAGGGGCGCGCGCCAAGGAAGUCACUCUGAUGGACACGAGCACCGCUCAGGGAGAGUUGGGCUGGCUGCUGGAUCCCCAGGACGGGUGGAGCGGGACGCAGCAGAUGCUGAAUGGGACCCCCCUGUACAUGUACCAGGACUGCCCCGUGCAAGGAGGCGGAGACACCGACCACUGGCUUCGUUCCAAUUGGAUCUACCGAGGGGAGGAGGCUUCGAGCGUCCACGUGGAGCUUAAGUUUACCGUGCGAGACUGUAAGAGCUUCCCCGGGGAGGCGGGGACCCUAGGCUGCAAGGAAACCUUCAACCUUCUGUACAUGGAGAGCGACCAGGACGUGGGCAUUCAGCUCCGUCGGCCCAUGUUCCAGAAGGUCACCACGGUGGCUGCAGACCAGAGCUUCACCAUCCGGGACCUCGCGUCUGGCGAGAUGAAGAUGAACCUGGAGCGCUGCUCCCUGGGCCACCUCACACGCCGCGGCCUCUACCUCGCUUUCCACAACCCGGGGGCCUGUGUGGCCCUGGUGUCCGUACGCGUGUUCUACCAGCGCUGCCCUGAGGCUGUGCACGCCUUGGCCCAGUUCCCUGACACGCUCCCCCGUCCCGGCAGGCUGGUGGAAGUGGCGGGCACCUGCGUGCCCCAUGCCCAGCCGAGCCCUGUCCCCUCGGGAGCCCCCCGCAUGCACUGCAGCUCCAACGGCGAGUGGCUGGUGCCCAUGGGCUGGUGCCACUGUGAGCCUGGCUAUGAGGAAGGCGGAGAAGCAUGCCUUGCCUGCCCCAGCGGCUCCUACCGGGCGGACAUGGACUCGCCCAGUUGUCUCAAGUGCCCCCAGCACAGCACGGCCGAGUCUGAGGGAGCCACCCUCUGUGCCUGUGAGAGCGGCCACUACCGAGCCCCCGGGGAGGGUCCCCAGGCAGCGUGCACACGCCCCCCCUCAGCCCCUCAAAACCUGAGCUUCUCUGUUCUGGGGGCUCAGCUCUCCCUGCGCUGGGCACCCCCGGCCGACAUGGGGGGACGCCAGGACGUGAGAUACAGCGUGGAGUGUUCUCAGUGUCAGGGAGCAGGGCCGGGUGAAGGCGCCUGCCAGCGCUGUGGGGAAAACGUGCGCUUCUCCCCGGGGGCCAGGGGGCUCCUCGUGCUCUCGGUGCAUGUCCACGGCCUUGAACCCUACACCAACUACACCUUCAACGUCCAAGCCCAAAAUGGAGUGUCGGAGCUGGCCACCUCCAAGUCCACCAGUGCCUUGCUCAGCGUCAGCCUGGGGCACACAGAGGCACCAGCUGGCCUGUCGCUGAGGCUGGUGAAGAAGGAGCCGCGGCAGCUGGAGCUGACCUGGGAGGGGUCCCAGCCGCGAAGCCCGGGCGGCAACCUGACCUACGAGCUCCACGUGCUGAACCAGGAUGAAGAAUGGCACAGGAUGGUGCCCGAAGCCAGAGUCUUGCUGACCGAGCUGCAGCCAGACACCACGUACACCGUCAGGGUCCGGAUGUUGACCCCGCAGGGCCCCGGCCCUUUCUCCCCCGACCAUGAGUUUCGGACGAGCCCACCAGUUUCCAGGCGCCUGACGGGAGGCGAGAUCGUGGCCCUCGUCUUCGGGAUGCUGCUGGGCGUGGGGCUGCUGCUCGGGAUCCUCGUCUGCCGGUCCAGGAGAGGUCAGCGACAGCGGCAGCAGAGGAAGCGGGAUCGUGUCGACAAUGUGGAUGGAGAGGACAAGCUGUGGCUGAAGCCCUAUGUAGACCUGCAGGCGUAUGAGGACCCUGCCCAGGGAGCCCUGAACUUCACCCAGGAACUCGACCCAGCCUGGCUGGUCGUGGACACGGUCAUAGGGGAAGGAGAGUUUGGGGAAGUGUAUCAAGGGACCCUGAGGAUCCCCAGCCAGGAAUGCAAGACUGUGGCUAUUAAGACCUUGAAGGACACGUCUCCAGACGGCCACUGGUGGAACUUCCUCCGAGAGGCAACCAUCAUGGGCCAGUUCAACCACCCGCACAUCCUGCACCUGGAAGGCGUGGUCACGAAGAGAAAGCCCAUCAUGAUCAUCACGGAGUUUAUGGAGAACGGAGCCCUGGAUGCCUUCCUGAGGGAGCGGGAGGACCAGCUGGUGCCUGGGCAGCUGGUGGCCAUGCUGCUGGGCAUUGCAUCUGGUAUGACCUACCUCAGUGACCACAGUUAUGUCCACCGGGACCUGGCCGCCAGAAACAUCUUAGUGAGCCAGAACCUGUGCUGCAAGGUGUCUGACUUUGGCCUCACCCGUCUCCUGGACAACUUUGAUGGCACCUACGAAACCCAGGGAGGGAAGAUCCCCAUCCGCUGGACAGCACCGGAAGCCAUCGCGCAUCGGAUCUUCACCACGGCCAGUGACGUGUGGAGCUUUGGCAUUGUGAUGUGGGAGGUGCUGAGCUUCGGGGACAAGCCCUACGGGGAGAUGAGCAAUCAGGAGGUCAUGAAGAGCAUCGAGGAUGGCUACCGGCUGCCUCCCCCCGUGGACUGCCCCGCCGCUCUCUAUGAGCUCAUGAAGAACUGCUGGGCCUACGACUGUGGCCGUCGGCCCUCCUUCCACCAGCUGAAGACACACCUGGAGCAACUGCUGGACACCCCCCACACCCUGCGGACCGUGGCCAACUUCGACCCCAAGGUAACCCUGCGCCUGCCCAGCCUGAGUGGCUCAGACGGGAUCCCCUACCGAAGCGUCCCUGAGUGGCUGGAGUCCAUCCGCAUGAAACGCUACAUCCUGCACUUCCGCUCAGCCGGGCUGGACACCAUGGAGUGUGUGCUGGAUCUGACUGCGGAGGACCUGGUGCAGAUGGGGAUCACGCUGCCCGGACACCAGAAGCGCAUUCUUUGCAGUAUUCAGGGGUUCAAGGACUGAGUCCUCCCCUCCCCCCACCUCUGUCCUCAGGAAGCAGGGACGGGGCCAGGGUCACUCAUGCCCCCUCCUCCCUCAGCUGACCAGACCUUGGUGCUGUGCCCGCCCGCCCUCCCCUGAGGAACUUGCCUCUGGAGGCUGCGAGCCUCUGUAAAACAGUAGUGCUGGGAGGGAGCUGAGGGAGGGAGGGUUUAAUAUAUA